AUGAAUAACGAGCUUCUGCAAUUUUAGUUGAUCUUAUUAUUUUCUUCUGUGAUCACUUUAUUUUACUUAUAUGACCGAGAAUUGAAUAAACAGAAGAUUUCACUUUUGUUUUCUAUUUGCAACAUAAGCAUAUUUUUGAUUGAAAUAAGAAUGAUAGGAAAUUUGCGAUGUAAAUAUUUUCAACAAACAAUAUUAGAUUUAACAAUAGCAGCUGCACUCUUUUUGGUAUUUAGAUAUUAUAGCAAAUAACCAACCAAAGCCUACAUCCCAUAGAUAAACAUUUUGAAUACCCAAGUUUAAGAAUGCACGGGCAAAAUAGAUCAAGAAAUGGAACAAUAACCUCAAUAUUUACCAGCCAUUCCAUCAAUUCAUGAGAGCAACUCCAGCAUGACACCCAAAUAGAUUCGGCUUUCCAAUGACAACAUUAAUGGACCCCAAAAUACGACAGAAAGGGGACAGCAACACAUUAAGUAGGAUUCUGGUAUGAGUUUCUUGGGAGACAACAAAAGAUCGUAAUAUUCUAAAAAUUACAGCAAUGGUGGAAUACCCUAACGACAGCAGAGCAGCUCUCCGAAUUAAUGUAAGAAUGAUGUCUUGAUUAUAAUAGCCAAUUUUAACGUUAUAAAGUUUCAAGAUGAUUGUGGAGAGAUCAAAUUUGGCAUUCUCAAAACUUUGAAAUCAGUAAAUUACGAUUAACUUGGUAAGGAGAUGGAGGGCAUCUACCAAAACGACAAAACAUUCACCAAGUUAAUAAAUAAUAUUGAGAAGAAAGGUGGACCUCGAAUGCAGAUUCUCUACGAGAGUCAAUAACAAACACAUCAAGUUUUUGAUGAUAAUUUACGAGGAGGCAUUCAACUAGAUUACACUAAUAACGAUUCAAUUAAAAUUGAUGAACCAAAAAAAGUGACAUGGAAGAAGAUCUGGCGAACAUUGUUUUUUCAAAUUGUUCUAAUUUGUAAUUUGUACAUAAGCCAACCAUGGCAAUCAGUCUAAGUCAUCCUAUUUGCAUUUAUUUGUUUAAGAUAAAUAUUUGUAUUGUCAAAGUUAAAAAUAAAAGAAUUAGAAUUAACACUAGAAUUCAGAUAGAUUUUAAUAUGGAAUUCCCUUGUGUUUUUACCUUUAAUUUCUUUAUUUAUUUUAAACCUUAUCGUCUAAAGAAUCGCUUUGAUAGUAACUACAAUUGCUCAAUUGAUCUCAGCCAUGAUCACCCUUAAAUAUUAUCAAGCAUGUUAUGAGUAACUCAUUUCUAUAUACAUCUUAGGCACAUUCAUUUAGUCUCUUUUUAUAUACUUUUGUUGGCCACUCUACUUUGUUUUAUUUGAAGCAUUAUCUAUAUAAUAAUUCUUAUAGUUUUAUCAAAAUUUAAUAAUUUUACUCUCUUUCUCUUCCUAGUCAUAGAACUAUCUAUAAAAUCUCAAAGGUCUUUAGGUUAGAGACUGAAAACACAUUAGGGCAAAAGGUCAAACAAUAUUUAAUGUUUUGGUUAUUCAUAGCUAUUGAGUGAAAUAAAAACCAAUCAAAUUAAAAGGAAUGACGUUAUAUAAAAAUAAGUAUACAUUUCAAAUUUAAUUUAGAGAAAAGAAGAACCACAGGAAUUGUAAUUUGAUGAUAAAAUUAUAAGUUAUUAGCUAUUAAAAAUAGUCAUGCGUGAUUUUAAAUAGAGAAAGGUAAAUGGAAGAGCUAUUAUUUCAAAUCACAACAUUCAUUAUUACGAAGAGUGA
Paramecium octaurelia is the source of this 1721-nucleotide messenger RNA. The record is from the annotation of a GenBank genome assembly. NCBI's taxonomy places the organism in Eukaryota, Ciliophora, Oligohymenophorea, Peniculida, Parameciidae.